AUGUGUGGGAUCUUGUGCUGUAUAAGCCGAGAGCCACCUUCUAUUCCCAAGUACUUUGAACAGAAUAUUCGAAAUUUUGACGAUAAUAUAGUGGUGUGGGAUUCACAAGAUGAGGCAUUCAUUCAGAAGUUGAUUGACAUUGAUCUCAAACAAACUGAAACCUUGAGUCUGGAAGAUCAGCAUAAAAUUAAUAACUUAGACAAGCUUAGAAUUUGCAAUGCCAGACUAAACCAGAUUAAGAAUACCAUAGGUAAAUCUGAGAGCCACAACAGUGAGUUGGCUGAAGCAAAGAGUAAAAUUGAACUUGAGAUGAAGCUGUUGGCUUUGGUUGAUCAUAUCGAUAAAAAUGAGAUGGCUAAUCUUCCACCUAGGGAAAUUGGAGUUGGAUUAUUCACAUCAUUAGUUCCUGUUAUCGCAAGUCGGGGUCCCAAUUACCUUAAAUAUAUAUCCUUUCAUAUAGAAGAGGCUAAGACAUGGGUGGAGCAGUUCUCAUCGGUGCUAUCGUUGAGACAACCUUUUGUCCAACAGCCUGUUCAAGUCGAGAACGAGCAAAUUUCAAUCCAAUUUAAUGGAGAAUUAUAUAAUCAAGAAUGCCUUGACUCUAAUGAUUCUAAGUUCAUUGGCGAUAAGAUCAUUAGCAACAUUGGGAAUUUUGGUCAAGGAAAUAGAGAAAAGGCAAUUGUGGAAACGAUAGCUGAAUUGGAAGGUGAGUUCGCGUAUGCCAUUGUAGAUAAAGCAAAGCAAAGGUGCUACUUUGGUAGAGACUAUGUAGGUAAAAGAUCAUUGGUGUAUUCGCUCAAGGAGAGUAGCGGGCUUGUUAUCAGCUCUGUCACCAAUGGUAAGAAUGAAAACAACUGGGAAGAGUGCAAGGCCGAGGUUGUAUACAUGUACGAUUUCGAGAGUUGCAAAUUAGAUUCUUAUGAAAUGGCAUUGAAAGGAGCAAGACAUCCAAAGCCAAUAUGCAAUCUGGCUUUGAACAAAUUAAAAGGCAUUGAAGUUCUGAAUAGGAUUUCAAAGUUCAAGGAAGUAUUUUUUGAAGCUUGUAAAGUCCGUGUUGACACCAUCCAUCCUAUUCACGAGGAUAACCCUCACAUAACCAAUUUGGGGAUAUUAUUCUCUGGUGGAUUAGACUGUACUGUAAUUGCUGGAACAGUGGGACAACUUUUCCUGGAAAUGUCGCUGCUUCUGGAUAAGACAGUUUUAAUAGAUUUAUUAACUGUGGGCUUUGACAACCCAAGAACUGAAGUUCUGGCAUCAGGUUCUCCAGAUAGGAAGUUGGCAAAGAAAUCGUGGUUAGAGUUGGCAAAUAAAUUUAACAAGGACUCCCGAAUCUCAUUCAGGUUGGUUGAAGUAGAUGUAAACUAUGAAGAAUGGCUAAGGCAUAAGUCAAGAGUUGAGCGAUUAAUGUAUCCAUGUGAUACCGAAAUGGAUUUAUCGAUUGCAAUUGCGUUUUAUUUCGCCAGUAGAGCUUCCAACGGCGUUAAGCUUACGUUGAAUCUAUCCACUUGCGAAAUUGAGACACAAGCAAAUUAUACUUCUAAAGCCAAGGUGUUACUUUCAGGGUUGGGAGCCGAUGAGCUCUUUGCCGGCUAUCUGAGACAUGAAAGGGUAUUCAAUGAUUUAAAGCCUGAUUCAGGUAGCGAUGUUCUUGAAAAGGCAUAUUCAGAUCUUGCAAAUGAACUUACAAAUGACAUUAAAGUAAUAUAUAAAAGAAAUCUUGGAAGAGAUGAUAGAGUGAUUGCGCUGUGGGGAAAGGAAUUGAGAUACCCAUUUCUUGAAGAAAAAGUUAUCAAUUAUGUAGUGCAACAAGUAGAGCUUGAUUUGAAGUUUAACCAUCUGUGGGAGACUACCACAAACAAAAAAGGAAAGGUAUCCACAAGGCUAAAGCCUGUGAGAAAGUGGAUCCUCAGAGAAUAUGCCGAAACGUUAGGAUUAACUGGAGUCAAGAAUGAGUUAAAGAGGGCUAUCCAAUUUGGUGCAAAGAGUGCAAAGAUGGAAAUUGGUCAAGGGAAAACAAAGGGAACAGACCAACUAUGA
Messenger RNA from Dujonia railenensis, 2037 nucleotides. The record is from the annotation of a GenBank genome assembly. Lineage: Eukaryota; Fungi; Ascomycota; Pichiomycetes; Serinales; Debaryomycetaceae.